AUGUCUCAACAACAACAGACUUUUGAUGAACAACUAUCUCAACCAAACCCUCAACAACCCCAACGGAAACAAAAUUAUCAUGAUGAUGGAGGGCUUGAACAUUCCGUUCAGCAACUCCUUCAACAACAACAACAACUUCAGCAACCAAUUCAAAAUAUCAGUCAACAACCCCAACAACAAAAUUAUGACCGACAACUUCAACAUCACGUGCUACAUCAACAUCACGUGCAACAAAACCUUCAGCAACAUAUUCAAAAUUUCGGUCAAGUGCGACAACAAAUUCAACAAAUUAAUAAUCCAAGUCAGCCAACGUUUCAACAACAAAUUCAACAAACUCAGCCAGCUCAAAAUAUUGAUCACGGAGUUAUUGCAUUUGAUAAUUCAUUGUCAUUUCAAAACAUUACUAAUGAUAACAACAACAAUAGCAUGCUGGCAGCGCAAUCUUUACCACUACCACAGCAACGGCAACAACAUCGCCAAAUAGUUUAUGUUAAUAGCAACUCAAAUACAUUAUCUUCACCAUCAAUCAAUAAUGAUAUUAGUUUUAAUAAUCGUGAUUUAAAUUUAAAUGUUUCUUCAUUCAAUUCUAGAAACUACAACGAAGACCCUUUAGUUGCAGCCAUUUCUCAUCACAUGUUAGUUAUUAAAGACUAUAUGAUGAAGAUUAAUCAACAUCAUGUAGAAGUGGAACAAAUGAUCAAUAUGUUAAGACGCAGAGAUAAUUAA
Messenger RNA from Entrophospora candida, 726 nucleotides. The record is from the annotation of a GenBank genome assembly. NCBI's taxonomy places the organism in Eukaryota, Fungi, Glomeromycota, Glomeromycetes, Entrophosporales, Entrophosporaceae.